This is a messenger RNA of Lipotes vexillifer (Yangtze River dolphin), 683 nucleotides long. It is a transcript of the gene PPCDC, whose product is annotated as phosphopantothenoylcysteine decarboxylase. The coding region runs from base 18 to 683 and encodes 221 amino acids. Gene Ontology annotation, molecular function: FMN binding; phosphopantothenoylcysteine decarboxylase activity. NCBI's taxonomy places the organism in Eukaryota, Metazoa, Chordata, Mammalia, Artiodactyla, Lipotidae. Gene Ontology annotation, cellular component: phosphopantothenoylcysteine decarboxylase complex. The record is from RefSeq and is a predicted model, not a curated record. Gene Ontology annotation, biological process: coenzyme A biosynthetic process. The transcript is spliced from 5 exons.
AAUCCUGGCAGAGCUUUAUGGAGCCCAGUUCUGGCAGGCUCCCAGGACUCGAAGCCACCAGACCGCACAUGGAACCCAGGGCCACGUGUUCAGCUGCUGCACCCUUGGUGGAGAGACAGUUCCGUGUUCUUGUCGGUGUCACUGGGAGUGUUGCAGCCCUGAAGUUGCCUCUUCUGGUAUCAAGGCUUUUGGACAUUCCUGGCCUGGAAGUAGCAGUGGUCACAACUGAGAGAGCCAAACAUUUCUACAGUCCCCAGGAUGUUCCUGUCACCCUCUACAGCGACGCUGAUGAAUGGGAGAUGUGGAAGUGCCGAUCCGACCCAGUUCUCCACAUUGACCUGCGGAGGUGGGCAGACCUCAUGCUGGUAUCUCCUCUCGAUGCCAACACGCUGGGAAAGGUGGCCAGUGGCAUCUGUGACAACUUGCUUACCUGUGUCAUCCGGGCCUGGGACCGCAGCAAGCCCCUGCUCUUCUGCCCGGCGAUGAACACCGCCAUGUGGGAGCACCCCAUCACCGAGCAGCAGGUGGGCCAGCUUAAGGCCUUCGGCUAUGUCGAGAUCCCCUGUGUGGCCAAGAAGCUGGUCUGUGGAGACCAAGGUCUGGGGGCCAUGGCUGAGGUGGGCACCAUUGUGGACAAAGUGAAAGAAGUCCUCUCCCAGCACGGUGGCUUCCAGCAGAAUUGA